AUAUUUUAAGCAAGGAGGGAGAGGAAAGGAAGACAGAGCUCAAAGGACAGAAACGGGCACAGAGGCUCUCUCAGUCGCCGCAGGCCUCGAUUUCUGGGGAAUUCAAAGGAAUUAGGACAUUUAAAAUCAUGGGUUCUGUUGCCAAGAAGGGAUUGCAGCAGUACCUGUUGCAGCUUCAACAACACCCUUUGAGAACUAAGGCAGUCACUGCAGGAGUGCUGUCAGCAAUAAGCGACAUAGUAGCACAGAAGCUGACUGGCAUACAGAAGCUUCAAAUUAAAAGGCUUCUUCUCAAAGUGCUUUUUGGGUUUGCUUACCUUGGUCCCUUUGGGCAUUUCCUCCAUAUAGCACUUGAUAAAAUUUUCAAGGGGAAGAAGGAUACAAAAACAGUGGCCAAGAAGGUGGUGUUGGAACAGUUGACAUCUUCUCCUUGGAACAAUUUACUAUUCAUGAUUUACUAUGGAUUAGUAAUUGAGGGAAGACCGUGGAUGCACGUGAGAAGUAAGAUCAAGAAGGAUUAUCCCUCCGUGCAGUAUGCAUCUUGGACGUUUUGGCCGGUUGUGGGGUGGGUGAACCAUCAGUAUGUUCCUCUGCAGUUCCGCGUCAUCUUUGCCAGUGUUAUUGCAUGUGGCUGGGGUAUAUUCUUGAAUCUACGGGCAAGGUCCAUGGCACUGACCAAAAGCUCAUAAAUGGAGACAACCGUCAAUGUUAUAAUAGUUAAGACUCGCAUCAGAAAAUGGUUAGAUGUGCCAUGAUCAGCACACCUUCAAACCAUUACACACCGAUCACGUCUAUUUAUGCUAUUUUAAUGUGGGAUCUAUGUUUUGAGACUGAAACAUGGAAUAAUUCUUGAAUGGUAUCCGAAAUUUAGUUAUGGAUAACUGGUUCAACCAGGUGUUUUGAGUUAUGUAAUGUAAGUAAUAAUUCUUUUAAGCCAGCAUACAUGUGAGCUGGGCAGUGAGAUUUCAUAAAUUUAUAGA
This is a messenger RNA of Eucalyptus grandis, 980 nucleotides long. Its product is annotated as peroxisomal membrane protein PMP22. Gene Ontology annotation, cellular component: membrane; cytoplasm. The transcript has 7 exons. The coding region runs from base 129 to 689 and encodes 186 amino acids. The record is from RefSeq and is a predicted model, not a curated record. Lineage: Eukaryota; Viridiplantae; Streptophyta; Magnoliopsida; Myrtales; Myrtaceae.